Messenger RNA from Drosophila persimilis, 1547 nucleotides. RefSeq names its product phenoloxidase-activating factor 2. Gene Ontology annotation, biological process: proteolysis. Bases 95 to 1459 code for a protein of 454 amino acids. The record is from RefSeq and is a predicted model, not a curated record. NCBI's taxonomy places the organism in Eukaryota, Metazoa, Arthropoda, Insecta, Diptera, Drosophilidae. Gene Ontology annotation, molecular function: serine-type endopeptidase activity. The transcript has 3 exons.
CUCGCGCCGUGCCCUCACAACGAUCUCAACUGGAGCGUAAUUGCGCAUCGAACUGAUUGAAAUUGGAUUACAAAAACAUAAUAAGCAUAUCGCGAUGUGGGCCGACCGAUUGGUAGUGCUGCUCUCUUUGUUAUCACUGCUGCCCGCUGGCUGGACGCAGCGCAGCUGCUCCGAUCUGGAGAUAUGCACCUCCAAAAAGCUCUGCCUCCAGACGGAUGACUCUGGCCGGGGCCUGCUCGGUACUCGCAUUCUGUACCGCAGCUGUGGCCGUGAAUUGGUUUGCUGCGAGAAGGAGCAGCUGGAGAACUUUUACGCCGAGGAGGCUGAGGUCGAGUACCGCAGCCAGCGAAAGGGAUAUCCAUGGGUGGGGACAACGGCAGCCACGUCAACCAAACCAGAAACAACGACAACAGAGCUGGAGGACUACAAGAGCUGUGGCGAGCAACGGCUGUGCGUGCCCCGGCACUUGUGCACCACUGGGUCCGUGAACAUGGACGGCCGCUACGUGAUCACGGCGCGCAUCAACGAGGCGAGCAACUUCGGCUGUCGUUCGGUGGAGAUAUGCUGCCCCGAGAACGAGCAGAUAGAGGAGGGCCAGAGUCGCAUGCAGCAAAACCUGAAGGACUUCGAGUACAGGGGCUGCGGGUACAGCAAUUCCAAGGGUCUGUACUACCAGCUGGAUGGCUACAACGACGGCGAGUCCACCUUUGCCGAGUUCCCCUGGAUGGUGGCUCUGAUGGACAUGGAGGGCAACUAUAUCUGCGGCGGCUCUCUGAUCCAUCCCCAGAUGGUUCUGACCAGCGCCCAUAAUGUGGCCAACUACAGCGAGGACUCGUUGCUGGCCCGCGCUGGCGACUGGGACCUGAACAGCCAGCGGGAGCCACAUCCCUACCAGAUGCGUCGCAUUAGACAGCUGUACCGCCACGAGGCGUUCAACAAGCUGACCCACAGCCAUGACAUGGCUCUGAUGGUCCUGGAGCGGCCGUUCCAGCUGGCUCCCCACAUCCAGCCCAUCUGCCUGCCGCCCGCGGAGACGACGCAGGUGCAGGAGGACAUGCGGCGGGCCCACUGCCUGGCCACCGGCUGGGGCCAAAGCAACAGCUCGGCCAAGAGCAUGGAGCAUCUCUUGAAGCGCAUUGAGCUGCCGGUGGUGGAGCACGAGAACUGCCAGCGUCUGCUGCGUCGCACGAUCCUGGGCCGACGCUUCCGUCUCCAUGACAGCUUCCUCUGUGCCGGCGGCGUCGAGGGCAAGGACACCUGCAAGGGUGACGGCGGUUCGCCGCUCUUCUGCUCGAUGCCUGGCCAGACGGAUCGCUACCAGCUGGCCGGCAUCGUCUCCUGGGGCAUUGAGUGCGCCGAGAAGGACAUUCCGGCGGCCUACACGAACGUGGCCUACCUGAGGGACUGGAUCAACCAAAUGGUAGUCCAGGCGGGCUUCUCUCUGAGCGACCUCGUCUAGUGCUAGCCUUUCGAGUGUCAACCAAUUUUAUAUACGUAAUAAAGUGUAAGCCAACGACAACAGGGGCAGGGGAUACGAGCAACAGCAA